This is a messenger RNA of Siniperca chuatsi (mandarin fish), 1839 nucleotides long. It is a transcript of the gene afmid, whose product is annotated as arylformamidase. NCBI's taxonomy places the organism in Eukaryota, Metazoa, Chordata, Actinopteri, Centrarchiformes, Sinipercidae. The transcript has 11 exons. Gene Ontology annotation, molecular function: arylformamidase activity. The coding region runs from base 97 to 978 and encodes 293 amino acids. The record is from RefSeq and is a predicted model, not a curated record.
CAGUGUGGGUCAAGAGUCUAAAGUUCAGUCCCUCAGUAGCACAGUUGCGCUCGUGCUGCAGAUCUGUCUGCGAGUUAAGUCACUUCAAGAGCUACAAUGGCGCACUGCGCUGAGAUGAAGAAAGAUGAGCUUGAGAGGCAGUAUUCACCCAGCCGGUGGUCGCACAGGAUGUCGGCAGACGACGUGAUCAAGGCUCAUGUCAAGGCUUUAAAGGAAGGUACGGAGCGUGCUCGUGGUCUGGCUCAAACUUUGCUCAACGUGCCAUAUGGGGAGGGAGAUGGAGAGAAACUGGAUGUCUACAUACCCAGCACCAACUCUUUGGAUGUCCCCCUAGUUAUUUACCUACAUGGAGGCUACUGGCAGUUUCUCAGCAAGGAGGAGUCAGGAUUCAUGGCUGUUCCACUCGUUGAUAAAGGUGUGGUGGUGGUUGCCGUCGGCUAUGACAUUGCCCCCAAAGGUAACAUGGACCUGAUGGUGUCUCAAGUACGCAGGAGUGUUGUGUCGGUUGUUCAGCAGUAUUCUCACAUCAGCGGUCUGUACCUGUGUGGCCACUCUGCUGGGGCUCACCUGGCUGCAAUGGUCCUCUCCACUGACUGGUCGCAGUACAGCAUCACUCCUCAGAUCAAAGGUGCUUUCCUUGUCAGUGGCAUUUAUGACCUCCUGCCCAUCCUGUCCACCUACGUCAACGAGCCUUUGAAGAUGACAGAGGAGGUGGCGGUGAGGAACAGCCCCAGCAAGCUGGUCCCUCAGCUCAAACUCUCCUCCUCCAGCUGCCACAUCAUCGUGGCCGUCGCUAAGGACGACUCACCGGAGUUUCGCAGGCAGUCGGAAGAAUACUACAAAACUUUGGCGGCGUCAGGACUUGAUGUGAUCAUGGAGGAUGUGGCGGACACAGACCACUUCAGUAUCAUUGAGCAACUGGUAGAUGGGGAGUAUCACCUAACAAAGCUUCUCUUGGAGAUGAUGGGGAAGAGCUGAGGCGGAUCCAUCUAAUAUCAACAUACCUCUGUAUCAACAUACACCUCUGAACAGAGUCAUCGUGCACCAAUACUGAUAAAAUAUGCAUUAUUUCAGGGUUGUACAAUGCUAAAUGUACAAUAUCUGUCCAUUUUGAUUGAUCAACAAUAAGGUGGCAUGGAUUGUCUUUGACCCUCUAGUUUACUGUUUCAUCAGUUUUAUGUCUUUGAUCACUGCUGUCAGAAAAUGUCCUAAAUAAGCUUUGUAUGUUCCAACCACGUUCACAUGUUAUCAAAACAUUGUGUGCCUAAAACUGAGUCACUUCAAGGAUGGUGAUUAUACUACAGUAAAACCUGCUCAUAUUCAGCUGUAAACAGAUUAUUCAACGACCAUAGUGCACAAUGUUAUUGUCAGGAAAUACUGUUCCACCGGCAUACAAAAAGUUGUAGAACAGAGGGUUAGUUUUGGCAUAUUUCCAGUGUUUUGUAAAAGGGUGGGUCUGUCUGUUUUUUUUGUUUUUCUGUCCUGUGACAAUCUACACCACAACUUAAAGUCCAUGGGCAAGACAAGAAUUAUGUCAAGAGUGCUGACAUAUCAUACAAAGUGAAUGUAGCUUUAUUGUAACCUCCACAAUGCUGAUAUCUCACCGAGGGGACUUCAAUGAAAACUAUAUGUUUUGCACUUUUUAUUUGAUCCUAAUACAGUAGAAGAAUACUUAUAUUGAAAUGUACAAAGAACAAAUGGUACUAAAUUUAACUGACACACAUUGUUACUUACUGCCCUCAUUGUAGCAUCUUAAAUAAUUGUUUACACAGAGUGUUCUAUUAAUCAUGACUGUAGAUUAUAAAGAGAAUAAACACAAUAAAUAUUUAUAUUUGAGAA